Mycotypha africana is the source of this 564-nucleotide messenger RNA. Its product is annotated as ESCRT-II complex subunit-domain-containing protein. Gene Ontology annotation, biological process: protein transport to vacuole involved in ubiquitin-dependent protein catabolic process via the multivesicular body sorting pathway. Gene Ontology annotation, cellular component: ESCRT II complex. The record is from RefSeq and is a predicted model, not a curated record. NCBI's taxonomy places the organism in Eukaryota, Fungi, Mucoromycota, Mucoromycetes, Mucorales, Mycotyphaceae. The transcript is spliced from 5 exons. Gene Ontology annotation, molecular function: structural molecule activity; protein homodimerization activity. The coding region runs from base 1 to 564 and encodes 187 amino acids.
AUGAGCAAACAAUCAUUCGAGUACCCUGCUUUAUUUGACUUUCCACCAUUUUUUACACGACAAGUAACAGAUGCAACAUGGAAAAGUCAGGCAUCACAAUGGGAAAAUUUCAUUCUAGCCUAUACCCAACACAAGCAUAUCUUUCGAAUCAAUCUCCACCAGGCAACCAGUCCUGGAAGCUACGAAAUCUUUAGAAACGACACAAUCAACAGACGACUAUCGUUUGAAACGUUACGGGAUAUCAUAGAUGAAAUGGCGAAAAAAGGUACCGCAGAAUGGGAAGGAGGAUCUAAAGGGCUCAAAAGUGAAGCACUGAUCUAUUGGCAUACACCAGAUGAAUGGGCUAACUUGAUAUGGAAUUGGGUCAAUGAAACAGGACAAAGUAAUCAAAUUGUUACUUAUUACGAGAUAGCUAACGGUGAUUUAGCGGAAGGACAGGAAUUCUUUGGUCUGGAUAAAGUUAUUUUGGAUAAAGCAUUGAAUAUAUUAGUUAAAAGAGGACAUGCGCAAAUAUUCAAAGGAACGGAUGAAGUUAGUAUGGGCGUCAAGUUUUUUGAGCCGUAA